Molecule: messenger RNA, 1713 nt
Organism: Malassezia pachydermatis
Lineage: Eukaryota; Fungi; Basidiomycota; Malasseziomycetes; Malasseziales; Malasseziaceae
Product: atp-dependent rna helicase dbp9
Exons: 1
Coding region: 1-1713 (570 amino acids)
Cellular component (GO): nucleolus
Molecular function (GO): ATP binding; nucleic acid binding
Source: RefSeq, a predicted model, not a curated record
AUGUCGGCCCAAGGUUUCCAGGCGUAUGCCCAUCUCCUGGAUGCACGUCUUCUACGUGCACUUGCGGAGCUGCAGUAUAGCCAACCUACGCCUGUCCAGCGCGAAACACUGGAGCACAGCUUGAAUGGCGACGCUCGUGAUAUCUUAGCGCGUGCUCGCACAGGCAGUGGCAAGACGUUGGCCUAUGGCCUGCCAAUCCUUCAAAAGAUCCUCGCGGAAAAAAGCCACAUGGCACGCUCUAGCCCAAGCUAUGCCGGCACACGUGCCUUGGUUCUCGUGCCUACUCGUGAGCUGGCCGAACAAGCGAACAAGCAGCUCUCUGCUGUCCUGACCUACUGCCGCGAUAUCGUCCAUGUGGCCAACAUGGCACGAUCGGUGAGCGAGUCUGUUCAAAAGCUUUUGCUGUCCGAAAAGCCCGAUGUGGUGAUUGCGACGCCAUCGCGUGCUCUAGCAUGCUUGCAAGCCGGUGAUCUAGUUCUGCAAGACUCGCUGCAGUCGCUGGUCAUUGACGAAGCCGACUUGAUCUUGUCGUAUGGCCACGAUAGCGACGUACAGGCCAUUGUUCGCGAGGGCUUCCUUUCGCGCACGCACCAAACGUUCCUUAUGAGCGCGACUCUUGGCGAGGACACAGAUGCGCUGCGUGGAUUGCUGCUCAAGAACCCUGUGGUACUCAAACUCGAAAACGAUACAUCCCUGGCUGCCAACUUGAUGCAGUACUAUGUUGAAACGGCCGAAGACGACAAGUUCUUGCUCGUCUACGUCAUUCUCAAACUCCGCCUGAUUCGCGGCAAGUGCUUGUUGUUCGUCAACGAUAUUGAUCGAUGCUACCGUCUUAAGCUGUUCCUGGAACAGUUUGGACUUCGUACCUGUGUCCUCAACGAAGAGUUGCCCGUCAACAGCCGCUUUCACAUUGUGGAAGAGUUUAACAAGGGCAAGUAUGACUAUAUUAUCGCUACCGAUGUCAACGCAGCGGAGGCAGAUGAACCGCCUACGUCCAAGUCGGCGACGGCGGCAACGAGCAGCAGAGAGUACGGCGUGUCGCGUGGCAUUGAUUUUGUCGCUGUGGCCUGUGUUAUCAACUUUGACCUGCCUACGUCUACACGCGCCUAUACCCAUCGCAUCGGCCGUACUGCGCGUGCUGGCAACACGGGCACAGCGUUGAGCUUUGUCGUCCCGAAAUCCGAAUUUGGAAAGAAGAAAUACCUGUGCUGCCCAACGUGCAAGCACGACAUGGAGGUCUGGCGUCGCAUUGAACAGGACCAGCGUGAGAAGGGCCACGUUGGUGCCUCAGGUAUUCAGCUCUGGCGCUAUGAUCAGGCGCAAGUCGACGCAUUCCGCUACCGCAUGGACGAUGCCCUUCGUAGUGUGACCAAGGCGGCGAUCAAGGAGGCUCGAAUCCAGGAAAUCAAGCGUGAAAUUUUGAACAGCAAAGCUCUUAAAGCGCACUUUGAAGAAAACCCACGCGAUCUCGACUAUCUACGCCACGAUCGUGCUCUGCAUCCGGCGCGUGUGCAACCGCAUAUGAAGCAUGUCCCCUCGUACCUUCGGCCCCGCAUUGCAUCGAUUCCGGGUGCCACAGGGAAUGAGCCCUCUGUGGGGUACGUGCCCAAGUCCAAGGUGCCUUCAAAGCGUCAGAACAGCCACAAGGACCGUGGCAAAGACCGCAAGGCGCAGGGCCGUAAGAAGAGCGAUCCCCUCAAGACCUUUUCGUAG